GCGGGCUGCAGUCGAGGCGCCGGGCGGGCGCGGAGCCGGCGGCGGAGCGUUGUGCGGCUGCGGGAAAGGCGCGGGGCGAGACGACGACAACGACACCGACACUCCCGCCGCUUCUCCGGGACUCAGCCGAGCAUGGAGUAAGCCGGCUCACCGGCUGCGGCCGCCAGCCUGGGACAGCGGCAUGCGCCGCCCGCCGCACUAAGGCGGCAGCGAGUCAGCGAAGCGAAGCGAGCCCCGCGGCCGGGUGUGAGCGCCACUGAAGCGGCGGCGGUUCUUCCCGGCGGCCUCCUCGGUGCCGGCGCGGGGCUGUGCGGGGAGGGGGCCGCGGCGCCGCCCCCGCCUCCUCCCCUCCCCUUCCCUCCCCUGGCCCGGCGCGGGCAGAGGCGGGCGGGCGCUAUGAGCGCGGCGCCCUGAGGGGCCGGCGGAGCGGGGCUCGCCCCGAGCAGCGUCCCCCCGGAGGGGCCGCCACCGGCGGAUCGGACUCGGCUGGGACCUGCCGUGAUUCCCCUGGCUCCUCCCAUGGCAUGAGCCCGUGCUCUCCUCCUCCCCACCGCCACCCCACAUCGCCUGCUUUCGGUCCUUCUCCGUUCCUGUGCUGUCAGAUGGGAUAAAACACACCCCCCCUCCUUCCCGGGGCGUGCGGGGCUCGGGCGGCGGAGGCGGCAAACGCCGGUGAUCGGCCGUCGGGAGUCGAAGAUGAGCUGGCGGUGGGCUCGCCAGCACCGGAACGGCGGCUCCUCCGUCCCGUUGCUGCUGCUGCUGCCGCUGCUGCUGUUGCUGUGGCACGGCCGGGGGGGCGCCGACAACGCCAGCCAGGCCUAUUACACCGCCCUCAUCAACGUGACGGUGCUGAGCCCCGAGCGGGGCGGCCCCACGCUGCUGCGCAUCGACCGUGGGCGCUACGGGCAGGACUCCCCCAAGGUGGAGGUGAAGGGGCUGCUGGUGGCUCCCGUCCCCAUCAACGGAGUUGCAGAUCGCCUGGGCUGUGACCCUCGAACGCGUUUCCAGGUCCCACCAAACACCAAGCAGUGGAUCGCUCUGCUGCAGCGAGGAAACUGCACCUUUAGAGAGAAAAUACUGCGCGCAGCGUCGCACAAUGCCACAGCCGUGGUCAUUUACAACAAUAUAUCCAGUGAAGAACCUGUCACGAUGACUCAUCAAGUUGCAGAUCGCCUGGGCUGUGACCCUCGAACGCGUUUCCAGGUCCCACCAAACACCAAGCAGUGGAUCGCUCUGCUGCAGCGAGGAAACUGCACCUUUAGAGAGAAAAUACUGCGCGCAGCGUCGCACAAUGCCACAGCCGUGGUCAUUUACAACAAUAUAUCCAGUGAAGAACCUGUCACGAUGACUCAUCAAGGAACUGGAGACAUUGUUGCUGUCAUGAUUACAGAAUCAAAGGUCAAGGAGAUCCUGAAUUACUUGGAAAAGAAUAUCUCUGUCCUGAUGGCAAUAGCAGUGGGAUCCCGUGUUCCUCCAAAAAACUUCAGUCGGGGCUCUCUAGUCUUUGUGUCAAUAUCAUUCAUUGUUUUGAUGAUAAUUUCUUCAGCAUGGUUAAUAUUUUACUUCAUCCAGAAGAUCAGGUACACAAGUGCACGUGACAGGAAUCAGCGUCGUCUGGGAGAUGCUGCCAAGAAAGCCAUCGGUAAAUUGACAACCAGGACAGUAAAGAAGGGUGAUAAGGAAACAGACCCAGACUUUGAUCAUUGUGCUGUCUGCAUUGAGAGUUACAAGCAGAACGACGUUGUUCGCAUUUUACCAUGCAAGCAUGUUUUCCACAAAGCCUGUGUGGAUCCAUGGCUUAGUGAGCACUGUACGUGUCCAAUGUGUAAACUGAACAUUUUGAAGGCACUGGGAAUUGUGCCAAACGUGCCAUGUACAGAGAACGUAGCCUUUGACAUGGAGAGGCUCACCAGAGGCCAGCCAGCAAGCAGGAGGUCAGCACUUGGCGAUUUUGCCAACGACAGCUCUCUCAGCCUGGAGCCCCUGCGCACCUCUGGGAUGUCACAGCUGCCCCAGGACGGAGAGCUAACGCCAAGGUCAGGAGAGAUCAACAUCGCUGUGACAAAAGAAUGGUUUAUUAUUGCCAGUUUUGGCCUCCUCAGUGCCCUUACACUCUGCUACAUGAUCAUCAAAGCCACAGCUAGCUUGAAUGCUAAUGAAGCAGAAUGGUAUUGAAGAAACGCUUUCCGGACGAUUGCCUUGGAGAGAGACACCUAUUUUUAAGCAUCAUUUAUCGAUCAUGCAGCACAAGCAAUUAUUUAGUACAUUCUAUUUUUUCAUAAAAUUUGCUGAUGCCAAAGCUUUGUAUUAAGGAAAAAGUGAAGAAAUAAAUAAAAAAAACUUUAAUUAUGAAA
Messenger RNA from Calidris pugnax (ruff), 2354 nucleotides. It is a transcript of the gene RNF130, whose product is annotated as ring finger protein 130. The transcript has 10 exons. The coding region runs from base 697 to 2175 and encodes 492 amino acids. Lineage: Eukaryota; Metazoa; Chordata; Aves; Charadriiformes; Scolopacidae. The record is from RefSeq and is a predicted model, not a curated record.